Molecule: messenger RNA, 2218 nt
Organism: Wallemia mellicola CBS 633.66
Lineage: Eukaryota; Fungi; Basidiomycota; Wallemiomycetes; Wallemiales; Wallemiaceae
Product: ATP-NAD kinase
Exons: 9
Coding region: 44-1261 (405 amino acids)
Biological process (GO): NAD+ metabolic process; NADP+ biosynthetic process
Molecular function (GO): NAD+ kinase activity
Source: RefSeq, a predicted model, not a curated record
GUUGGUUGAAAUUUAGAAAGAAGGAACUUCCGGCUGAACUGUCAUGUUACGCAGUCUAGUUAGAUACACCAAGAGCGCACUGGAUAAGCUUCCCAACAAAGUUGACUUCGAAUUGAAGCCCCUAGGAAGGUUGAACAAGCAGGUUACUAGCAAGAGGGUACCGCACGUUACACAAUCCGUGGGAUCGAUGUUUGGCGGAAACCACAGCUUGAAAUGGACUUCACAGCCACGGAAUGUGCUGAUAGUUAAAAAGUCAGAUAGCGAAUGCUCUACGAGAGCGAUGGAAGAAGUUAUAGCACACCUACGGACAAACUACUGUGAUACGAACAUUAUAGUCGAAAAUGGGGUAAAAGAGGAGCUCAAAGCUUCCAGAGAGCUUUAUACAACAACGGAGACAGAUGAAUUCACACUCUCUUCGAAAGUUGAUUUCGCUAUCACUUUGGGCGGUGAUGGUACAGCUUUACACACAGCAUCACUCUUCCCAACUGGUCCAGUACCACCUGUUUUGUCGUUUAGUACGGGUACGCUUGGUUUCUUACUACCUUUUCAUAUCAACUCCUAUAAAAGCGCGAUUGAUGAUGUGUUGAAUUCUAAUGUAUCAGUUAUCAAGCGUAUGAGACUGAUGUGUACACUCCACGACGCAUCUGGUGGUCUGAUUGACGACCUAGAUGUUACGCAUGUUCUCAAUGAAGUUGCCCUCCACCGCGGUAGAUACCCACACCUCGUACAGAUCGAGAUAUAUGUAGAUGGUAUGCCACUUACUGAGACAGUUGCAGACGGUCUGAUUGUCUCAACGCCAACUGGUUCGUCUGCCUACUCCUUAUCAGCUGGUGGUCCACUCGUACACCCUUGCGUCCAAUCUAUCGUACUCACACCUAUAUGCCCACGUAGUCUGAGUUUCAGGCCUGUUAUUCUGCCAUCUGACUCGACUGUACAGUUGAGGAUGUCAACAAAGGCGAGAAGCAAACCAGAUGUCUCAUUAGAUGGGCGUGAAGUGAUGCAACUUGACAGCGACAACUAUAUUCAGAUUUCUAUGUCUCCAUUUCCUUUACCAUCCAUUAAUAGAGCAGCAAUAUACGACCCCGAAAGUCGACAAGGCACACCGCGUCUGCCAUCUGAGAAACAGCUAGCGCAGAGCGCAUUGGAUAGAUUAGGUAGAGCGCAAGAUGAUUGGGUUAGAGAUAUAAACGACCUUCUCAACUUCAACAGCCGCUUUGAAUCGAAAGGCCAGGAGAUCUACCACGGCGGACAAGACGACUAAAGGUGACAAUACAUCCAUCUGCAGUCAAUCUCUUAUUCAUUGCAAUAUAAAAUAUCAUCGUUGUUGUACUAAUAAUCAUAAAUUAAUCUAUAUUCACUCCCCAAUACUGAAUUGGGAACUAGGUCCACCUGGCAAAUCCCUCAAUACGAAGGUGGCAGCGUCACUACGAAGAAUAGCAACAUCAAGCAAUUCAAUUAUAUGUUUCAGCUCUUCCAAUCUGUCUUUAUCAGAUUUUGCAAGCAAAGACGAGUCUUCACGGACAUCUUUCCUGUCAGCUCUUGCUAGCACGUCUGCUCUGAUCUUCCUCUCCCGUUGCUUUCUUUCGAUGAGAUUUGCGAUUGUCUUGUAAAGCUUGGCUGAUAAUCCUAAGUAUGCCUUGGGGAGGUCAACAUACCAGAGGUAGAAAGUACGAUGAACGGCUCUAUCUGCUGAUUUUGGCACUUCUUGUAACUGAAGUAAGCCACUGGUUUGUAAUUUACCAAUAGUUUCUCUCGUUUCUUUCAUAGAAAGGAGACCGAUUGUUGAUAUGUGUUUCUCUUCUAGUUUGCCCUUUUCAAGAACAAUGUUGAUAAUUCGGGCUGCUUCGUCUCCGAAUUGCUCUUUAACCAGACUAUCGACGAGGGAUCUCUUUAUGCGGGCGCAUACUGUUUCAUAACAGACGUGGUAUUCCUUGCUACUGCCCGCUUUCUGGAGGAACCUCGUGGAUGCACCAGCGGGACCUGGAAAAUCCUGUGACGAGAGUAUUUGACAGUAUUCUGCUACUAACUUCUGUACAUUAUUCUCUUUAUUGCUCAAGACUAUGCCCUUUUUUAAUGUGUUUUCUUGCGGUAUGUAUUUUGCAACUUGGUGAAUUGCAACCAAUUCAGAGAUUGUGUCAUGGACGUGAUUUUGGGUGUCUUUUCUUGUCUCCUCAGUUGCACGAAGGAAGGCUUCCAUGAUAAACCCUGAUUGUUCGUU